This is a messenger RNA of Fusarium redolens, 462 nucleotides long. RefSeq lists its product as uncharacterized. The coding region runs from base 1 to 462 and encodes 153 amino acids. NCBI's taxonomy places the organism in Eukaryota, Fungi, Ascomycota, Sordariomycetes, Hypocreales, Nectriaceae. The record is from RefSeq and is a predicted model, not a curated record. The transcript has a single exon.
AUGGCUACACAAACAAAAAUCGCAAAGACUCCAUCAAAGAACAUUGAGGAAUUCCUCCAACGACAUCCCCAAGUCCGCACAGGCGCCGCAGCAAAAGCCGAACUAGACCAUCUUCACGAGCACGGCGACACAUUCUGCGUCAUAAACAAACUCUAUGACAAUGCCAUUCUUCACAAAGACUACGAUCCCGACUCUCUAAAACUCAUCUUCGCUUUCGCUUACGUCAACGAUGAGCAGGCAAUGGCCAAUUAUAUAGAAGACGCUGGAGAAGAUGAUAGCGUCUUGUGCGAUUGUGAGGUUGGGAGGGAGGAGGGUCCGGAUCAUCAUCUUCAUGAGUUUGUGAGGGCUACGGAACCGGAUUGUAAGGCUCAUAAGGGGAAUGGUGAGCCUGAUCCGGGGUGUUCGGAUUGUUGGCCUUUGUAUUGUGGGAGUAAUUGUCGUGGAGUGCCAGGAUUUGAUUGA